This is a messenger RNA of Cavia porcellus (domestic guinea pig), 6327 nucleotides long. It is a transcript of the gene Dna2, whose product is annotated as DNA replication helicase/nuclease 2. Gene Ontology annotation, molecular function: single-stranded DNA helicase activity; 5'-flap endonuclease activity. The coding region runs from base 615 to 3587 and encodes 990 amino acids. Gene Ontology annotation, biological process: replication fork reversal. Gene Ontology annotation, cellular component: cytoplasm. Lineage: Eukaryota; Metazoa; Chordata; Mammalia; Rodentia; Caviidae. The transcript has 20 exons. The record is from RefSeq and is a predicted model, not a curated record.
AGGGCGGGCAAUGGGGAACAGCGGGAAAUUCGAAAGGAAAGCGGGAGUCUUCCGCGCUGCAGCGGCCUUGAGGCCAGGGUCCCCUCCUCGGAGCGGGGGGCCUCGCGCCCGCCAGUGCAUUCUUUCCCGUGACUUCACCUGUUUCCCUGCUUUGGGGUGUCAGGGUCACCCGAAAUCUUCGCCGAAGAGGAGAUGCUUUUCUUUGUGGAGCUGGAGGAACUCAUUCCAAGGAGAACCGGGCACCACGAUCGCGAUGAAGAAUUGCGUUCAGUAGUAACAGCUAUAAUGCUCUGCAGGGGUUGAGGGACGUUACACUUGGGGUUUUGGUAGCGGUGCCCUUUGAGAGGUCCUUCAGGUGACACAGCUGCUGGGAAACUGAAGGUCAGGGGCCGAGACUACUUGGGAAGAGUCGAGUAAAACGUCUACAGAAUCAUGGAAGGCACCUGGGGGUGACCAGGGUGCCAGGAAGUAAAGUGAAAGGCAUUUGCAGGUUUCAGAAUAAAGUGGGAGCUUCCUUUCCUGAAACAAUUCUGAGCCGAGGACCUGAUAACCGCUACCUGGUGUUAGCAGUUGACAUUGUGCAGAAAGAAGAAGGAAGCUGCGAAAAGCACUUAAUGAUCACUGCCUCCCAAUCACUGGAAUGUAAAGAACGGUGCAUCCUUAGGAAUGACUGGUAUUCUGUACCAGUACAGCCAGGGGACAUCAUUCAUUUGGAAGGAGACUGCUCAUCUGAUACUUGGAUAAUAGAUAAAGAUUUUGGAUUUUUGAUCCUAUAUCCAGAUGUGCUGAUUUCUGGUACAAGCAUAGUCAGUAGUAUUCGAUGUAUGAGAAGAGCUGUCCUAAAUGAAACUUUUAAGUACUCUGACCCAGCCACACGCCAGAUGUUGAUUGGUAUGGUUCUCCAUGAAGUAUUUCAGAAAGCAAUAAGUGGUAGCUUUGCAUCAGAAAAGCUAAGAGAACUUGCUUUUCAAACUGUUCAAGAAAUAAGGCAUUUGAAGGAAAUGUACCGCUUAAAUCUGAGUCAAGAUGAAAUAAAACAAGAAGUAGAGGAGUAUCUUCCUUCCUUUUCGAAGUGGGCUGGAGAUUUCAUGCAUAAGAGUGUUUCCACCGACUUCCCUCAGAUGCAGCUUUCCCUGCCAAGUGAUGAUAGUAAUAAUAAUUCAACAUGUAACAUUGAAGUAAUAAACUCACUGGAUAUCGAAGAAAGUAUUUGGUCCCCUAGGUUUGGCAUAAAGGGCAAAAUAGAUGUCACAGUUGGUGUGAAAAUACAUCGAGGUCAUAAAGCGAAAUAUAAAGUCAUGCCACUGGAGCUUAAAACUGGCAAAGAAUCCAAGUCUAUUGAACAUCAUGGUCAGGUGGUUCUCUACACACUGCUGUGCCAGGAAAGGAGGGUGGAUCCCGAGGCUGGCUUGCUUCUUUACCUUAAGACGGGGCAGAUGUACCCUGUGCCUGCCAAGCAUCUGGAUAAAAGAGAAUUAUUAAAGCUAAGAAACCAGAUGGUAUUCUCUUUGAUGCACCGUACUAGCAAAUCUGCUAAUGAAAAGGAGACACGGCUUACUCCUUUGCCUCAAAUAAUCGAGGAAGAGAAAAUCUGUAAAUAUUGUUCACAGAUGAACAACUGUGCUCUUUAUAGCAGAGCAGUGGAACAACAGAUGGAGGACGGUUCGGUCCCGGUGGUUAUGCUGCCCAGAAUAAAAGAAGCUACUGAGCACCUGAAGCUCACGCACUUACAGUAUUUUAGCCUUUGGUGUCUCAUGUUAACCCUGGAGUCACAAUCAAAAGACAAUCGAAGGAAUCACCAGAAUAUCUGGCUCGUGCCUGCCUCUGAAAUGGAGAAGAGUGGUAGCUGCAUCGGCAGCCUAAUCAGAACAGAACAUGUAAAGACAGUUUGUGAUGGACAAUACUUGCAUAACUUCCAGCGUAAAACUGGAGCCAUGCCUGUCACAAAUCUAAUGGCAGGGGACAGAGUUAUUUUAAGUGGAGAAGAGAGAACACUGUUUGCUCUGUGCAGAGGAUAUGUAAAGGAGAUUAACAUGACAACAGUAACCUGUUUAUUAGACAGGAACUUAUCAGUACUUCCAGAAUCAACUUUGUUUAGACUAGACCAGGAAGGAAAAAAUUGUGAUAUAGAUACUCCACUAGGAAAUCUCUCUAAAUUGAUGGAAAACACUCAGCACAGCACGAGACUUCGAGAUUUAAUUAUCGACUUUCAGGAGCCUCAGUUUAUAUCCUCCCUCAGUUCUGUCCUUCCACAUGAUGCAAAGGAUACAGUGGCCGGCAUUCUAAAGGGUUUAAAUAAGCCUCAGAGACAAGCAAUGAAAAAGGUUCUUCUUUCAAAAGACUACACACUCAUCGUGGGUAUGCCUGGGACAGGAAAAACCACCACCAUCUGUUCCCUUGUGAGAAUCCUCUAUGCCUGUGGUUUCAGUGUUCUGUUAACCAGCUAUACACAUUCUGCUGUUGACAAUAUUCUUUUGAAGUUAAACAAGUUUAAAAUCAAAUUUUUGCGUUUGGGUCAGACUCAGAAGGUUCAUCCAGAUAUCCAGAAAUUUACAGAGGAGGAAAUUUGUAGAUCAAAAUCCAUUAAAUCCUUGGCUGUCCUAGAAGACUUGUAUAAUAGUCAACUUAUAGUUGCCACAACAUGUAUGGGAAUAAACCAUCCAAUAUUUUCCCGUAAAACUUUUGAUUUUUGUAUUGUGGAUGAAGCCUCUCAAAUCAGCCAACCAAUUUGCCUGGGGCCACUUUUUUUUUCUCGGAGAUUUGUGUUGGUGGGAGAUCAUCAACAACUUCCCCCGCUGGUGGUAAACCGUGAAGCAAGAGCUCUUGGCAUGAGUGAAAGCUUGUUCAAGAGACUGGAGCGGAAUAAGAAUGCUGUUGUGCAAUUAACUGUACAGUACAGGAUGAACAGUACAAUCAUGUCCUUAAGUAAUAAGCUGACCUAUGAAGGAAAGCUGGAGUGUGGAUCAGACAGAGUGGCCAGUGCAGUGAUGAUUUUACCUAACUUUAAAGAUGUCAAGCUGGAACUGGAAAUUUAUGCUGAUUAUUCUGAUAGUCCCUGGCUGAGUGGAGUAUUUGAGCCAAGUAAUCCUGUUUGCUUUCUUAACACAGAAAAGGUUCCAGCACCAGAACAAGUUGAAAAAAGUGGUGUGAGCAAUAUAAUAGAAGCCAAACUCAUAGUUUUCUUGACUGCAACUUUUAUUAAGGCUGGAUGUAAUCCCUCUGAUAUUGGUAUCAUUGCACCAUAUAGGCAGCAGUUAAAGAUCAUCAGGGAUUUAUUGCCACAUUCUUCUUUGGGGACAGUUGAAGUUAAUACAGUAGACAAGUACCAAGGAAGAGACAAAAGAAUAAUCCUCGUAUCUUUUGUUAGAAGUAAUAAAGAUGGAACUCUUGGUGAACUCUGGAAAGAUUGGCGACGCCUUAAUGUUGCUAUAACCAGAGCGAAACAUAAACUGAUUCUCUUGGGGUGUGUGCCCUCACUAAAGCAAUAUCCUCCUUUGGAGAAGCUGUUUUGUCAUCUAAACUCAGAAAAAUUAAUAUCCUUUUUUGUCAGGUAUGUGGCUACAUUUGUGCUACUGUUCUUUUUAUGAACUUGUCUAAAUUGAAACUUGGUGUCCAAUGUUUUUCACCUGCGUUUCUCAAAGAUCUACUUUGACAGAGGAGAGAGAAAAUAAUUCACAGGAGGUCAUGGUACAUCACAGGAAGAAAUGGAAGUGACAGAGGUAGAUAAUUUGUAAACUAAGAAAGGAAAAAAGUGAAACAUAAUCUGUUGUCCCAAAACUAGCACAUUCAGGAAAAUUGGUUCACUCUUCUCUGGUUCUCUCCCAAUUUAUAGCCUUAUUUUUUGUUUUUAACUUUAUUUAUUAUAGUGUGUGUGGGGGGACCCAGGGCCUUGUAUAUAUUAGGUAAGUGCUGUUCAACUGAGUGACACCCCCAGCCCUUCCUCCAGUAUUUUUUCAAACCAUUAAAAAACUUAUUGGAUGCUCUUUUUUUUUUUUUUGGUAGUGCAUCAAAUGCAUGACCUUGCGCUUGCCAGGCAGGAGCUAAUGCUGCUGAGCUAAGUCCCAGGGCCCUGGAUGCUCUUAAGAUACAUUAAUCUUGGGCUGGAGAUUUAGCUCAGUGGUGAAAGCGCCCACCUUGCAAGUACACAGUUGUAAGUUUGAAACCCAGUACCAAAAAAAUAAAACAAAAAAAGGUACAUUAAUCUUAGUUAUUUCUAUUAUUUUUAUUUUUUUACUUUUUGGGUACCAUGGAUCGAACUCAUGACUUUGUGCUUGUCAGGCAGGUGCUUAUGCUUAUGCCACUGAACUAAAUCUCUUGCCCAUAUAUAUUUUUUUAAUUUUAAAGAGAAAAAAAAAUUUCAAAACAAGAUAAUUAGAGGAUAACAAUGGUUAAUAUAUUGUGAGGGGCUGGGGAUUUAGCUUAGUGGCAUAAGCACCUGCCCUGCAAGCAGGCAGUCAUGAGUUGAUCCCUGGUACCGAUAAAAAGGAAAAAGACAAAAACAAAAAAAACAUUGUGUAUUGUUAUCUUUAAAUUACUAGGCGUACAAAGUAUCUGUAUUUAAUCAAUACAGAUUUCAAAUUUCAAACAAUAUUAAUAUCAGUCUUUUCAAUGAACUAAGAGAAAUUAGUAGUAUAAUUAUCAUAUAUAUAUAUAUAUAUACACAUAUAUAUAUAUUUCCUUCAGCUUCUCUCACUAGAGAGACAGAUAUAUUAAUCUUAUUGCUUAAGUACAUAAUUUUCCAUAGCGUGUCAUGCAGCUCUUCACUUUUUUUUUUUUUUGAUGGGGGGAGUCUUUUCUCGCUAUACAGUUCAGGCUGACCUUGAGCUCACUUUGUAGCCAGGCUGGUCUCGAACUUGCAACAAACCUCUUGCCUCAGCCUCCUGAGCACCGGAUUAUAGGUGUGCACUAGCACACCAAGCUGUUGUUCAGUUUUUGUAGGUCUGUAAAUUCUACUUUAAAAUGUGGGGAAAUGUCAUAAAUGUUUCUGUGGACUCCCAUAUUGGUAAAUGUAUCUUUCUUUAAUUAUUUUAUAUCAUUGAUCUUCCAUCAAGAAAACAUGAAAGUCUCUGUCACAUACUGGGAGAUUUUCAGAGAGGAUAAGGCACUGUUUCCUUACCGAUUCACACUAGGCAUUGUCGCCUAGCUGGUGCUGCUAUUCUUCUUUUUGGUUUGCUGAAAAUCAGAGCCUGGUAAAACUGUGAAGAUGAUUUGUAUUCAAGGGUGCUGUACAAAGUUCCAGCUGUUUGUUUUUUAAAAUUUAUUUAAUCUCGUCUCGUUAAACAUAAAAAUGCAAUUGUCAUACAAUAUUUCAUACAGUAUUUAAGUACUAAUGUAUCCAAAACUGGAGAAACUGUAAAUUUAGUGGUACUAUAAAUACAUUUUUAUCUUGCUGAGGAAAAAUUUGAUAAACUUUUAACCAACUUUAAACAUGGAUUAAAUUCUGGAUCUGAGUUUAAAUUUUUAAGUCUAAAGUUUCAGGACAAAUUUGGUUUUAUAGAUUUAACCACAAGAAUUAUAUGUAAGCCGGGCGUGGUGGCUCACGCCUGUAAUCUCAGCACUCGGGAGGCUGAGGUGGGAGGAUCCUUGGAAGUUCGAGACCAGCCUGGGCUACAAAGUGAGCUCAAGGCCAGCCUGAACUGCAUAGUGAGACCCCAUCUCAAAAAGACAAAAAAAAAAAAAAAAGAAUUAUAUGUAAAAGACUAGAUAAAUAAAGUUUUGAUCAUUUAAACACAAUGCUAUGAUACUGAGAAAAAAGGUGUGAUUUUUUUUCCCCCCUUCUGUAUUUUGAGGUUCCCGAUUCAAAGGUCAUUUUGAUUUUUAGUACUCAGUUCAGAUUCACUUGGUACUCUAGGUUGGCCCUGAAAUCCCUCCUCAGUGCUAGCAUUACAGGUGUGUGCCACUACAUCCAGUUAAAAUGGAAUUUGAUAGUUUGUUACGUUUUUAAAAAUUUUUUUUAUUAUUUUUAGAAGAAAUCUUAUUUUCUUAAUUGAUGACAAAACUAAAUGUUAUAAAACAUGUUAUAUUUCUUAUUUACGUACUGUUUACUUAUUUAUAUUUGUUUGCUUUUGUGUUUGAGGGCAUUCCUCAGUUUUCAUGUUUGUGUGUUGGGUUUGGCAGCUACUCAGGAGGCUGCGGCAGGAGAAUCUCAAGCCAAAGGCCAGCCUAGGCAACCUGGGGAUCCUGUCUUAAAUACAAAAGUAUAGGGGGCUGGGGAUUUAGCUCAGCGGCAUAAGCACCUGCCUUGCAAGCAGGCGGUCGUGAGUUCAAUCCCCGGUACUGAUAAAAAUGAAAAAGACAAAAAAAAAAAAAAAAAACCAAAAGUAUAAA